Molecule: messenger RNA, 1502 nt
Organism: Felis catus (domestic cat)
Lineage: Eukaryota; Metazoa; Chordata; Mammalia; Carnivora; Felidae
Gene: PSMB11
Product: proteasome subunit beta 11
Exons: 1
Coding region: 643-1497 (284 amino acids)
Cellular component (GO): proteasome core complex
Molecular function (GO): threonine-type endopeptidase activity
Source: RefSeq, a predicted model, not a curated record
CUCCUGCCUUGGUGGGCCCACAGCACUCUAUUCUUUUCUUUUAAGUAAGCUCUAUAUCAAACAUGGGGCUCACAACCCUGAUAUCAAGAGUCACAUGCUCUACCAACGGAGCCAGCCAGGUGCCCCUCACAGCAUUCUAUUCUGAUUCCAUCAGAGAUCCACUUGUCUUUACCUCCUCCUAGGCUGGGAGCUCUUUCCAGACAGGGGCAGAGCUUUAUCUGUCUCUGCAAGCCCAAUGCGCCCCACAGGAAAAAUAAGAGGGACCCAGAUGUGCUCCUUACACUCUUGCCUCCCUUCCUUUGAGGUUACCCCAGACCCCACUCCGCUCCAAGUGCUUGGAGGAUGAUGGACAGGGGACUCCUUGGGUGACGCUCGGAUGUGUCAAGAGCAGCGUCUUCCCAACAGUGGAGACUUCACCGGCCUCGUCCUGUCUCCCCUUAGCAAUCCUCUGAGAAGGAGGAGGCUGCUUCUCAGCCAGUCCCAAAGCCUGAUUUGGGGUUAGGGAGAAGCGAAGCCACAGAUCACAUGCCUCUCUCACCAGUUCUGGCCGCAGCCCAGCUUCUCUUUAGCGUCUCUUUCCCCACUUGACUCCAGCCCACAAAUCCCUGCCUUGUUCCUUCCAACCAUCACUCAGCCCCAGGGAUGGCCCUGCAGGAUGUGUGCAAGUGGCAGGCCCCCAACACCCAGGGACCAUCACCUCACCUGCCUCAGCCUGGGGCCUGGGCUGUGCCCCCAGGCUGCGAUCCUCAAACCUUCUUGCAGAUCCACGGCCCCAGGCUGGCCCAUGGCACCACCACCUUGGCCUUCCUCUUCCGGCAUGGAGUCAUCGCUGCUGCUGACACACGUUCCUCCUGCGGCAACUAUGUGGAGUGUCCAACCUCACGCAAGAUCAUCCCUGUGCACCAGCACCUCCUGGGCACCACCUCCGGCACCUCGGCCGACUGUGCCGUAUGGUACCGCGUGCUACGACGGGAGCUGCGGCUUCGGGCACUGAGGGAGGGUCAGCUGCCCAGCGUGGCCGGUGCCGCCAAGCUCUUGUCGACCAUGAUGUCCUGCUACCGGGGCCUGGAUCUGUGUGUGGCCACGGCCCUGUGUGGCUGGGACCGCUCUGGCCCUGCCCUCUUCUAUGUCUACAGUGACGGCACCUGCCUGCAAGGGAACAUCUUCUCCGUGGGUUCUGGAUCUCCCUAUGCCUACGGCGUGCUAGACCGCGGCUACCGCUAUGACAUGACCCCCCAGGAAGCCUAUGCCCUGGCUCGCUGUGCCGUGGCCCACGCCACCCACCGCGAUGCCUACUCCGGGGGUUCUGUAGACCUUUUCCACGUGCGGGAGAGCGGAUGGGAGUAUGUGUCACGCAACGAUGCCUGUGUGCUGUACUCGGAACUGCAGAAGCUUCCGGAGCCAGACAAGGAAGAGGAGGAGGCCAGCCGGGACCAUCCGGAGCCCGCCAGCCGGCACAGAGACUCUAGGAUGCCCGCAGAGACUGAGAUUCUCUGAGAAGC